AUGCAUUUGGGCCUGAACGUGCACCAACCUCAGCGGGACCAUGCCGUGUUCCCCGCGCGUCGCCCAGGAACGGACCCGAAUCCGGCGAGCACUCGAACCGGCGAAGCGACUGAGCAUCGACUCUCGUCCCUCGUCGCUGCGUUGAUUGGACCUUUCAUCGUGCUCUUCUCUAUCCCGGGGUUAACUGAAUACUGGUCAGUAUCAUCCUCUUCGUAUUGCGUCUUUACUAAACCCAACUACCUGGGUGUCGUCAGCAUCGAGGUCGAUGUAGAUUCAGACUCAGCUCGGGCAAGCCGACAUUCGAGGCUCCGAAUUGGGCGGCCGAUCCCCUUCGCCGCCUGUCGAUCAGGAAUUCCGAUCGAAACUGACGGCGGGAUAGACCCGAUUCAUGCAUUGACAAUGAGGAGAUCAGAGCGGUACUAAAUAUAUAUAUAUCUUAUUUUCAUAAACAGGUAUACUCAAAAAGGCUCGACAGAAGAGCCGGACUGGAGCCAACCGGAUCCGAAUUUGAUUGUCAUCUCGGGCACGAUCACGCUCGUACUCGGAAUCAUCGCCAACAUUUUGCUCGCGCUGAGGCUGGUCGAAACACAUGCUGUAUGUCCGUCUCGUGGUCUUUCAUUUCAAAUUCACUCGACCAAUAUCUAACACUCUUAUUUUCCCGUUCACCAAUCAGCGAUUCUGCAUCUUCUCGGGCUUGUUCAUUCUAUCCUGGUUCACAUUCAUCAACACGAUCGCCCUCAUCCUCUUCACCGUCAAGUCGAGCAAAGUCGAUGAUGGGUACACCUUAUCAACUGCCUUCUCCCUGACGGCGGCUUCGACCGCUCUGGCCGCACUGGUGCUAGUCAUGUUUCUCCUUGAAGGCCUCCAAACCAAGUGGUACCAAUAG
Microbotryum saponariae is the source of this 886-nucleotide messenger RNA. Lineage: Eukaryota; Fungi; Basidiomycota; Microbotryomycetes; Microbotryales; Microbotryaceae. The record is from the annotation of a GenBank genome assembly.